CCCUUGGAUCUCUGACAUAUCUCUGUACCACUCUCUCAACACACCACAGAUAUUCCCCCUUUUUUAUUCUCCCUCUUCAAAAAUUUGCUCCUUUUUUUUUUUUGUUCUUUGUUCUUCGGGAUUCUUCUCCUUUUGGGGUCCGACUGAGAUUUUGAAUUUGUGCGGGUUCUGGGGUUUUUGCUACACAGCAUUUUUUUUUUUAAUCUUUGAGGGUUUCAAGUCAAGAAUUUCUGUUUUCCUUUCUUCUAUGGCUAUGAUUUUGCUCUUUUUCCUUCUCGCCGUUUCUGCCGUUUCUGCUGAUCAAGAUGCGUUCAUUGGUGUAAACCUUGGUAUGGAUCUUUCUGAUAUGCCCAACCCCACUCAGGUAGUUGCACUUCUCAAAGCUCAAAAUAUUAGACAUCUCAGGCUAUAUGAUGCCGACCGGGCUAUGCUUCUUGCUCUUGCCAACACAGGCAUCCAAGUCAUUGUUUCUGUACCCAAUGACCAACUUCUUGGAAUUGGUCAAUCCAAUGCGACUGCAGCCAACUGGGUUGCUCGGAAUGUCAUUGCCCAUGUUCCUGCCACCAACAUCACAGGCAUAGCCAUUGGCUCUGAUGUUCUUACCACUCUUCCAAAUGCUGCCCCAAUCCUUGUCUCGGCUCUCAAAUUCAUUCACUCUGCUCUCCUUGCAUCCAAUCUGGAUCGCCAAAUCAAAGUUUCUACCCCACAUUCUUCUUCCAUUAUUCUUGACUCCUUCCCUCCAUCACAGGCCUUCUUUAACCGUUCAUGGGACCCUGUCAUGGUUCCAUUGCUUCAAUUUUUGCAGUCCACUGGCUCUUAUCUCAUGCUUAAUGUUUAUCCCUAUUAUGAUUACAUGCAAUCAAAUGGUGUGAUUCCUCUAGACUAUGCACUUUUCCGGCCCCUCCCUCCAACCAAGGAGGCUGUUGACGCCAAUACCCUAUUGCACUAUACUAAUGUCUUUGAUGCGGUUGUUGAUGCUGCCUAUUUCGCAAUGUUAGAUUUAAACUUCACGAACAUACGAGUCGUUGUUACAGAGUCAGGCUGGCCAUCCAAGGGCGAUGCAUCGGAGCCAGAUGCAACUUUGGAUAAUGCUAACACUUACAAUAGCAACUUAAUUAGACACGUUCUUAACAACACCGGAACGCCCAAGCAUCCGGGUGUUCCUGUUAGUACCUACAUAUAUGAGCUCUACAAUGAGGAUUUAAGACCCGGUUCAGUCUCGGAAAAGAAUUGGGGUCUCUUCAAUUCUAAUGGAAUGCCAGUUUAUACCUUGCACUUGACUGGUGCUGGUGCUGUUUUGGCAAAUGAUACCACAAACCAAACGUUCUGUGUUGCACGAGACGGUGCUGAUCGUAGGCUGCUGCAAGCAGCACUGGAUUGGGCGUGUGGACCAGGGAAAGUCGAUUGUUCCCCGCUGUUGCAGGGGCAGUCAUGUUAUCAACCAGAUAAUGUUAUAGCCCAUUCAACCUACGCUUUCAAUGCUUAUUACCAGAAAAUGGCCAAGUCUCCAGGGACCUGUGAUUUUAAAGGAGUGGCUAUCAUCACCACCACAAACCCAAGUCAUGGUACGUGUCUAUUUCCGGGAAGUAGUGGAAGUAAUGGCACUUUAGUAAAUAGCACAUCUCUGGCUCCAUCCUCAAAUUCUUCUGAUUCAGCUGGUGGCUGCCUUCCAAAGCAUCUCUAUGGUACCAUCCCUUACACCAGUUCAACCAUCUUUUGUGUUUUAUUAAUGACUUUGGUGUUCUUAUGAUGCUGCUUGCUUCUACUGCAUUUGUGUAUUUGUAUUCAUGCAUGAUCUCCAUCACAGUUUGGGAUUGUCAAACUGCUGCUUCCCUUCGGCUUCCAUGCUAUUGUAGCAUAUUUAACCAGUUUUGUAUUGCCAAGGGUCGACAGGUGGGGAUCGGUCGGUUAAUGUGGCUAUAUAUUAGUUCGAGUUCGAUGAGUGUUCAUAAUUUGGAUUUUGUAGAGAGAAAAAUCUAAUGAUUAUUUGUGAC
Messenger RNA from Cucurbita maxima (winter squash), 1994 nucleotides. RefSeq names its product glucan endo-1,3-beta-glucosidase 3-like. Gene Ontology annotation, molecular function: hydrolase activity, hydrolyzing O-glycosyl compounds. The transcript has 4 exons. Gene Ontology annotation, biological process: carbohydrate metabolic process. Gene Ontology annotation, cellular component: plasma membrane. Bases 248 to 1750 code for a protein of 500 amino acids. NCBI's taxonomy places the organism in Eukaryota, Viridiplantae, Streptophyta, Magnoliopsida, Cucurbitales, Cucurbitaceae. The record is from RefSeq and is a predicted model, not a curated record.